AUACGGAUCAUAAAAAUGCUGAUAGCCGCCGGAGCCGAUGUGAAUAUCUCAGAUGACCAAGAUCAGACGGCACUUCACUUUGCAGCAGUCUCCAGGAGCUCGGAGUUCUUGAAGAUCCUGAUCGAAGCUGGCGCCUUUCUAGAUAAAGCUGAUGAGCGCGGGUGGACUCCUCUUCUCAAGGCCGCGAAGGAACCUGGGAGGCACGCAAAGCUCCUUUUGGACGCUGGUGCAGAGACCGACAUACAAGACACCAAUGGUAGGACUGCACUCCAUUACGCAGCCAUGAAUGGAUGGCUCGAUUUCUGUACAAUGCUGGUGGAAGCCGGCGCAGACCUCAAUCUCCUGGACAGUGAAGGUUGUACGCCACUACAAGUCGCAGAACAAGAA
Aureobasidium namibiae CBS 147.97 is the source of this 387-nucleotide messenger RNA. Its product is annotated as ankyrin. The annotation marks the transcript as partial. The record is from RefSeq and is a predicted model, not a curated record. Gene Ontology annotation, molecular function: protein binding. The transcript has 2 exons. NCBI's taxonomy places the organism in Eukaryota, Fungi, Ascomycota, Dothideomycetes, Dothideales, Saccotheciaceae.